AUGUCUCUGUACGGCGACUUACCUCCUCCCACGCGUUCGGCACCCAAUACGGACAAAGAGGAAACUCAACAGUCCUCUUUGGAGACGCAAUCAACGAAUCCGAAAACUUCAAAAUCUGCUCUCCCAGGAACAUUACGUUUUACGCCUACAAUUCAGCGGAAACCUAUCAUUCAGGCAAAACCGAAGCUCAACCCCAAAAUACAAGCUCCGCCACUUCAGAAUCCAGUCACUUCGUCGUCGUCUUCAAACCAAACCUCCGUUUCGACGUCAAAUCCAAACACUAUCGUGUCAUCAUUGUCAUCAUCUCCUCCUCAACCUUUUCCCAGCGAAAGUGGCCCAAUUGUACCACCCACAUCCGCAGCGACUUCUUCUCCUAAACAACCGUCGGUUUUGGAAGAGUUUAGCGAUCACAAGCCAUUGUAUAGUAAUCAAAAAAUCCAUCGUGGUUCUUAUGAAAAGGGGAAAAAACCUGUAAAGGGGGUUAAGAGGCAAGCACCCUUGUCAUACGAGGAUGAAUAUGAUCCCACACGUCCCAACGAUUAUGAAGAAUUCAAAGAAUUUGAAAAAAGACGGCGCGAGAAUGAAGUAUACAAGCUUCAUGAGGAAAGAAUUCGAUCAAGAUCGAGGAGCGUUGGUUCGGACAAACGUUCACCACCUCGUUCAUUUCCUCCACCACCUCUAUUGUAUUCCGAUUCACCCCCAUCCUCCAAGGCAAGUGAAACUUCUGCAGAUCCUCCGGCUGUACGUUCUCCUCCUGUUAAGCUAGAUCUAGAUAUCUCUGGUGAAGAAGCAUUCUUGCGAAGAGCGCGUCUAAGCAACCGUGUUGAUGAGACUGUUCCAAAGUCUCCCGAACCAAAACCAGUGUCCGUCCCAAAUUCGGGCGAAGAUUUUGCUCACCGCAUACUUGCUAAAUAUGGUUGGCAAGAGGGUCAAGUUUCCGUCACAGGAUUGGGGAAAAAUGAACAGGGUAUUAGUGAACCAUUGACCGUUCAGAAAACAGUUAAAGGCUCGGGAUACAUCGUCAAUACAUCAAGUAAUUUAACAGCGAAAUUGGACGUGAAAUCUAAAUCUGAACCUGUUCCUAAAAUUCACGUCAUUUUAAAUUUGAUGUUUGUUAAGGUUGGUCCUGGUGAAGUCGAUGACACUCUUCAAGAUGAAACAGCUGAUGAAUGCAAUGAAAAAUACGGAACGGUAGAACGCUGUCUUAUUUUUGAGGUUCCUCACGGCAAGUUGCCAGACGAUCAGGCGGUACGAAUUUUCGUAAAAUUUGCGGAUCAAGUCGCUGCGCUAAAGGCAAAGAAAGACCUUAACGGUCGGUUCUUUGGAGGUCGUGCGGUUUCUGCUAAGUUUUUUGAUGAGGCGAGGUUUGAAAAAUUGGAUCUAGCUCCUUCUGCGGCCGAGUUACUUCUAGCGUGA
Molecule: messenger RNA, 1416 nt
Organism: Acaulospora colombiana
Lineage: Eukaryota; Fungi; Glomeromycota; Glomeromycetes; Diversisporales; Acaulosporaceae
Source: the annotation of a GenBank genome assembly